AAUUUAUGAAUACGACAUGUAACUGGAAAGUUAUGCAUUUUUGACUCUGAUAUGGCAGACUGUUGAAUUCAACUUCCGUCGUUUGCAGUGUACAUUUGAUUUCGCAUUUCUUGCUCGCUAUAGCCUAUUUACUUUUCAAACUCACUCGUUUGACAGCAGGUGAAUAGCCAGCCUACACACCGAGGUCGAUAGAUAAUUCACGGUUUACACUGGGUACGUCAAAGCACAGUUCUGUAGCUUUCCACUGCCUCCGUGUUCAAAUCCAUCGUCAUGACUAAGCUUCUCCAGUGGCUGUUGGGCGCCUCUGUGUUUGGGGUUGCCUGGGGGCUUGUGGUCCUUGACUUGAUGAACCUGAGGUUGCCCCGGGCGUACAGGGAGGUGGCCUGGCCCAUGCCCGUGUAUCUCCUGGUGGUGUUCGGGUGCUACUCCCUGGCCACCGUCGGGUACAGAGUGGCCACCUUCAAUGACUGCAGAGAGGCAGCCAAGGAGCUACAGGCUCAGAUCCAGGAGGCCAAUCUCGACCUUCAGAAGAAAGGACUGAAAUUCUGACCCAGAGUGCUCCUGGGGGAACACUGAGGUCUCUUUCCCCUCUCAGAUACCCUGGUUUCAGCAGGGUGUUGGACAUUGUGACCCUGACUAAUACACACUGACAAAUACUCGCGCUGUAAGACUGAUUAAGGUGCAAUACUGUGAAUGUGUCUGGUUUAAUUGUUGAACUCAACACAUGAAUCAUGUUGAAUGUUGUUUUUACCUGUUGCGGGCCUGUUUUGUUUCAAAUGGGAAUUUUUGUGGGGGAGACUGGGUGGGGUAGGGUGUGGCGGGGCAGGAUGUGCAUGUGAUUUAACUCCUUAAGGUUUAGGUAUAUUUCAGUGGUGUACGCUCCUGAUCAAUGAGAUCCACAGUCCUGAGCGCUUUCCAGCUUCCUUUUAGCCAGCUGCUGAUUGACACCUGGAACAACCAGUCAACUGAGUUCUAGUCCAGUCGGUCAAAUCAAUUUAGCUGUAAAGACCUCUGUUGGCAGGAAGGCCAGAAACUCAUUAGUUCCAAGAGUGGUGGCCAGUAGGCUGUAAAUUUGCUAUGGGAGGAUGAGCAAUGUAAUUGGUGGAACUGCCACGUGCUGUCAGUUCCGAUGAAAAGACUUUCCUCUCCGAAGCAAAUUGCUGACUGGUUCAUCACCUCACUCAUUAAAAAUCUGAUGGUUCCACUCGGCUUGUGGUUCAUGGAGCUUUACCCUCCCAUCACUGCCACAGAUAGUCUAUGCAGAACUCACCUUUAAACUCAAAACGGCUCUGGACCUACAUUCCUCUUAUUAGCAAAGUCACCAAUUUAACAGGUCAGCUCUCUGCACCUUUUCACUCAGUUAUCUGUUGUUUAUCCUGACUACCUGUAUUCACCAGAAAACAAUCGGUAAUUAUAAUAGAUUUUGGGCUAUUUGUCAGUUAGAUUCUGUCAAUUAUGUUUAUUAUAAUAAAGAAACUGCAGUAAAAAAAA
Messenger RNA from Anguilla anguilla (European eel), 1491 nucleotides. Its product is annotated as dolichol-phosphate mannosyltransferase subunit 3-like. The transcript has 2 exons. Lineage: Eukaryota; Metazoa; Chordata; Actinopteri; Anguilliformes; Anguillidae. The record is from RefSeq and is a predicted model, not a curated record. Gene Ontology annotation, biological process: GPI anchor biosynthetic process. Gene Ontology annotation, cellular component: endoplasmic reticulum membrane; dolichol-phosphate-mannose synthase complex. Bases 271 to 549 code for a protein of 92 amino acids.